Dentiscutata erythropus is the source of this 462-nucleotide messenger RNA. The record is from the annotation of a GenBank genome assembly. NCBI's taxonomy places the organism in Eukaryota, Fungi, Glomeromycota, Glomeromycetes, Diversisporales, Gigasporaceae.
AUGAUAUCAAGAGAAGAUUCUUUUAUGUUAGUUGAUGAUCUAAAUGAAGAACCAAAUUCAAAUAAUCAAACAAGUACUCCAGGAGUUUCUAAUUGUAGAUCUCCAGCUGAUCCUCAUUUUGAAUUUAUUGAUUCACGUUGGAAAUGCAAAUAUUGCUCUACAUCUUAUGAAAAUAGACAUACAUCAACAUUUUUAAAACAUUUAAGAAACAAGCAUAAAGAAAAACUUAGAGAUACAUCAAAUUAUAAUCCUGAAUUUAAAGAUGAUGAAUUUAGAAAAAAAUUAUUAAAAUGGAUUGUAACAGAUGAUCAAGCAUUUAUGACACUUGAAAAUUCCAAAUUUCAAGAUAUGUUAAAAUAUUUGCAACCUAAUCUUCAAAUUCCAACAACUACUACAAUUAGAAGAGAUUUAGAUAAAUGUUACGAUAAAACAAAACAAAAAUUAGUCGAAAAUUACAAGUAA